Eruca vesicaria subsp. sativa (arugula) is the source of this 222-nucleotide messenger RNA. NCBI's taxonomy places the organism in Eukaryota, Viridiplantae, Streptophyta, Magnoliopsida, Brassicales, Brassicaceae. The record is from the annotation of a GenBank genome assembly.
AUGGGAGAAUGUAGGCCACUUGGUUUCUUAUUGGGGCUACCAUUUGCACUUGUCGCUCUCCUUCUAUCUCUUGUUGGUGCUGUUAUCUGGAUCAUUGGGACGAUACUGAGUUGUUUGUGCCCAUGUUGCUUCUGUUUCGCUGCGUUAGCUAACUUCGCCGUAGAUCUCAUCAAACUCCCUGUCAAAGUCCUCCGUUGGUUCACCCACUCCAUCCCUUGUUAA